CCUGCAGAUGUUUGAGUGCUUUGGUUUUUUACUUUUUCUCAGGCACCUGGAGAAGUUGUCCGACCUGUUUGAGAAGCUCAGGAAAGUGGAGGGACGAGUAGCAUCAGACCAGGAGCUGAAACUCACAGAGCUGCUCAGAUAUUACAUGAGAGACAUCCAGGCCGCCAAGGAUCUUCUGUACAGGCGAGCCCGGGCGUUAGCCGACUACGAGAACUCUAACAAGGCUUUGGAUAAAGCUCGACUGAAGAGUAAAGACAUCCCUCAGGCCGAGGAGCACCAGCAGCACUGCCUGCAGAAAUUUGACAAGCUCUCCGAGUCCGGGAAGAAAGAACUGACCAGUUUUAAGGGAAGGCGUGUCAUCGCCUUCAGGAAGAACCUCAUCGAGAUGGCCGAGCUCGAGAUUAAACACGCCAAGAACAACGUGACUCUAUUGCAGGGAUGCAUCGAUCAGCUGAAGAGCUACUGAUGUGUUUCUCAGUACUUCCUGUCCCACCAUCACCAUCACCAAGUGACCAGUCAUAGCAAAACAGGAAACAUGGCGUCCCCCUGGGGGCCCUCGCACAAACAUGAAUCCAAGCCCCCUCUCUGCUUCCACCCACGGGUCUGAUGCCACUUACAAAAAAAAAUUUAAAAACCCUGCACGAGAACAAGUGUCUUGUAAGCAGAACGUCUUCAUGUUUACAGAAUCCCUGUCCUCUGCCCCGUGGUCCGUCUCGUUCCAAUAUUUACGGAGGGCCUGAUUGUAAACGCCUUCAAACGAAGAGGCCACAAACACGACUGACUUCCAUUUUUUCUGCAGCACAAAUAGACAUGAUUUCCUUUUUCACCCUCAUUUCUUUUUUUCUCAUUUUGACAUCGAGCACAAACUGACAAUUUUGCCUUUUUGUUUAGAUUCUUGACGCUGAAGUUUUCUCUUAUGUCCCCCUUUAAAAACCUUUUUAGAAGCGUUGAGGACGUCGUUUAUUGCGUCGUCUGUUGGAGCGUUUUGUGUUUGCUAACAGAAGUUUACAGAUCUAGUGCCUGUAAAAAAAAUAAAAAAAUAAAAAAAAACAUCCUCAUGCUCUGAAAUUUAAAGUACAACCAAACGAGUACAGAAAGCCCGCGAACAGAUCGUCUUCAAGUGUUUUAUAAAAAAACAGCAGCACUUCACCUCAGGAAUGGAUCGUUGGGCGUGGCCUCAGAUCCGGCAGGUUAUCAAAGAUGCACGGUAGUUUAGCGAGUCGUAAACGAUUUCUGGGGAGGAAAAAGUGAAAUAAAAAGCUCUACGAGCAGAAAGCAUUUCUCAAAGGGAAUUCAACUUUAGUUAUUUAGUUUUAUUUGCACAAACCCCCUCGUCAUCUCCUCGGCACUUCUUUAAGACCUUCUGCAGCUUCUCCCCCCCCCUCCCCAACAAACGGCCUUCUUCACUCUUUUCAUCGUGUCCUUCUUGAUGUUUUUCUUUAUCAUGACCUAAAUUUCCCCUUCUCUUUAUUCCGAUGGGGUCUGAACAACAUUUUUCUAAGCAGUGUCUGUAUUUUAAAGACGUUAUAUUAUAAAAGAAAAAGAUGCACUUAAACAAUGAGAAAUACUGAACGACCCCCCCCCCCCCCCGGCUCAGUGGAGUGUCAAAAUGCAUCGUAGUUUUGUACAAGAUUGAAUGUAUUUCUAAUGGAUUCCUGCUGUGUGGGUUCCUUCACACGAUCCUUUCAUACAAAAUAUUAUUAGCAUUUUAUAAAUUUGUAUUAAUGGCAUUGAAUAAAUCCUACUUUCCCACA
Molecule: messenger RNA, 1754 nt
Organism: Labrus bergylta (ballan wrasse)
Lineage: Eukaryota; Metazoa; Chordata; Actinopteri; Labriformes; Labridae
Source: RefSeq, a predicted model, not a curated record